Molecule: messenger RNA, 2004 nt
Organism: Knipowitschia caucasica
Lineage: Eukaryota; Metazoa; Chordata; Actinopteri; Gobiiformes; Gobiidae
Source: the annotation of a GenBank genome assembly
AUGGCAGCAGUGGUAGGACUGUGGCAGCUGUGGUUGGACAAUGGCAGCUGUGGUUGGACAGUGGCAGCUUUGGUUGGACAGUGGCAGCUGUGGUUGGACUGUGGCAGCUGUGGUUGGAUUGUGGCAGCUGUGGUAGGACAGUGGCAGCUGUGCUGCAGCGCCGAGAUCUCCCCCUGCGAAUCCGCCGUGCCCUUAUCCCCCGACAGACGCCACAGGAGCCUCGACCAGGACCACGGCCCCGCCUCCCAGCCUCCCGUCGCCUUGGCAACCAGCGAGAGCACGGGAGACGAGUCUGCAACGACGAGACCGCUGCGAGCCGAGCAGGAGGCAUGUGUGUCGUCCUCGGUGACUGGGGGCCUCCGUCGCUCCAGCUCGGACGCGGGGCUCCAGGAGCGGGGCCCCUGUCGCCUCAGGCCUCACCACAGUGACCCCAUGCCCUCUGACCCCAGCCGCCGCCAACAGCUGCACAUGAGGGUCGCCGCUGCCGCCAGACUGCACCGCAAGGAGAGGGACAGCGCCCCCGCCGCCCUGAGAGGCCGCUCAGAGCCUCCCUCAGAGGAGCGUCCUGUGGGCUCCUGCGGCUCGGCUCAUCGCUGGAGCACCAUCAGCAGUCUGAGCGCAGACAGCGGAGUGGUGGGACUGAGUGAUGACCGCGAGGAGGAGGAGGGCGCCCCCUGCAGGACCAGGAGGGGAGGAGGAGCAGAGGUGGAACGUACGGACAGCGGCCUCGGUCCUGGUUUGUCCCGAGGCUGGAGGCGACCUGUGGUGCCUCUGCGCCCGUGUCCCGACUGCGGCGCCAGCGACGCCCAGGAGCGUGGCGAACGCAUGUGCGAGCGCUGCUCCAAGCUGCGCACGGAGAGGAAGGAGGCCAUCCUGGAGUUCCUCAACACCGAGUCCAGCUACGGAGAAGACCUGCGCAUCAUCAAGGAGGAGUUCUACUGCCCCAUGCAGAGCGCCGCGCUGCUGACGGCCGAGCAGCUCACCGUGGUCUUCGCCAACGUCCAGGAGCUCAUCGACGUCAACGAGAGGUUCACGGAGACGCUGCAGGAGGUCAUCGACCGGGCCUUUGACCAGGGGGACGAGGACCUGCUCACGGUGCACAUCGGGGAGAUCUUCCUGGAGUUUGUGAACAUGCUGCCGGCGUUUCAGACCUACUGCCUCCAACAGUCGUCCUCUGUCAACCUCCUCAACGCACUGGAGAAGGAGAAGGAGCUGCUGCGGAUCUUUCUGGACGUGUCUCAGAACGACAACACGGCGCUGCGCCGCAUGAACCUGCGCUCGUUCCUGAUGGCGCCGCUGCAGCGCGUCACGAAGUACCCGCUGCUGCUGAGCCGCAUCCUCAAAGUCACUUCGGAGCUGCACGCAGACUUCAGCCGCCUCUGCGACGCCAAGGCCAAGGUGGAGUCGCACCUGGAGCACAUCAACAUGAAGACCCGCCAGGAGGCCGUGUCCUGGUCCCUGCGCUCCUUCCGCAGAGACAGCCGUAAGAACCGCGAGGUCAUCAACAUCGAGAUGCGCGAGGUGUCAAUGAAGACGGUGGGCUGGUCCCGCGAGCACACGCGCUUCGUGAUGGAGGGGCCGCUGCAGCUGUCGCAGCCCGCGGACGGACAGUGGGUGCGGAAGGGCAGCCGCGCCCUCAAGUUCCAGAACGUGCAGAGUCUGCUGAUGGUGCGCACGGUGCGGGACGGCGAGGACCGCGGCGCCGACUCCGUGAAAGACGGCGUCCUGGUCCUGAUCAAAGACAAAAGCAGCGGCAAGUUCUCGGUGCUGCGAGAGCCCAUCCAGCUCGGGAACUGCGUGGUCUCCACGGACCCCGAGUGCGAGGACACCUUCGAGAUCCUGGACAUAAAGCGAGAGGCGUUCGUGUUCCGCGCCUCGGAGAAGUCGCGGACGCAACAGUGGUUCCAUCAGAUCAAACGCUACGCCAGGGAUUUGGGAACGUGGAGGAAGAGGAGGAACGCUCUCCCCAACAUCAUGAUCAACACGGGACAGACCCGGUCCUAA